GAGAAGCACGAUGAAGAUACGAGUACGACGGGGUCGAUUCAUUAUUCUUUAAGUAGCCAGUUAUACUUGUAAUGAGUGUCGCGCACCGCUAUUAGAGUAAUGGUACGUAUCACCGAAGGGUAAGUCGCGGUAAAAUGUAGAAAAAAGUAGAAAGUCAGCUUAUAGAAGCAAGGGGGUUAUUGACUAACGAAUAUUUUACAAUUGCCGGUGACGUUUCGAAAUUACAGCAAAAGUUGCACGAGGGUAGUUGCGCUUUCCUUCUUUCCUUCCAUCCCUAAUCAAUAAUUACUCGCUAUAACUCUUGCUGUAUCGCCUUGUGUCGCCUUGUAUCUCGACUGUCAGUGUCGAUCCUCGUAAGGUCCUUAAUUAAACGAAGGAUAAAGAAAAGUUUCACAUGUCGGCGAUGCGUGUACUGCGGUGGACAUUUUUGUUGUUCACGUUGUGCGGCUGUUUCCCACCCCCGUCGUGGAAGACACCCCUGAAAAGAUUCGUCUAUAAUAUUUACGCGGCGUUCUCGUUCCUGGUCUUGAACAGUUUCUUUCUCUCUCAAAUAUUGGACAUGGUAUACAACGUGGAAAAUACAGACGACUUCAGCGACAACUUCUCCGUGACGGUGGUGGUGUUCGUCACGUCCCUCAAGCUUUUCACCAUACUGAUAUUCCGCGAGAACUUUCUGCUUUUAUGCGACACGCUGCAGAGAGAGCCAUUAUUGCCGAUGAAUCCUGAGGAAUUCGACAUUUCCUUCAAAUUCGAGAAAAUUACCGAUUUGAACACACUUGGUUACAUGACCCUACUCACGGUCUCCGACUUUUGCAUACUCGUGCUGUCGCUUCUGACGAAUUUCAAGCGCAGAAAACUGGCGUUUCGAACGUGGAUACCGUUCGACUACUCGUCUGUAUCUGCAUACUUGCUCACAUUCGCUUAUCAGUGCCUAUUCGCGAUAAUAUGCACGUUCGGCUGCGUCGCCAGCGAUACUCUGUACAGCGGCCUACUGAUACACAUUAAUUGCCAGUUCGAGAUACUGGAGCAUCGUCUGAGGAACAUCGAGUCGAACGAGAAUUACUCCGUGAACCUGUGUGUUCGUCAUCAUAAUGACAUAUACAGAUUCGGCGAAAUGGUGAACGAAGAAUUCCGGACGAUCAUGUUCUUUCAAUUCUGCACGAGCCUGUCGAUGAUCUGUUUCAAUUUCUAUCGAAUAACGCAGAUCGAGAUGGAUUCGAGAUUCGUCGGGACGAUCCUCUACAUGACCUGCUCGUUGAUGCAGAUAUUUUAUUACUGUUGGUUCAGCAACGAGGUCAAGCUUAAGAGUAUGGAACUUUCUGACAUGAUAUUCAGAAGCGACUGGAUAUCAUUGAAUACCAACGUGAAGAAGGCUUUCCUGAUGUUGAUGAAGCGUGCCAUGAAACCCAUUGAAUUUACCAGUAUUUAUAUUGUCUCCGUGAAUCUCGAGUCCUUCAUGACAUUGGUGAAGACCUCUUACUCUGUAUUCAGUCUGUUGCAACAGAGCCGGGAGUCGCCAAGUGGAGUGAAAAUCGCGAUGCACGUUUUACGAUGGACGUUGAAACUUUCCGUCGCUAACGGGUGCUUUCUACCCCCGACGUUGAAAUCUCCGAUGAAACGGUUUCUCUACAACUUGUACACGGUGUUCAUGACGUUUCACAUGUGGAGCAUUACUGCCAUGGAGAUAUUGGAUAUUUUCUACAACGUGGAAACCCAAGAAGAUCUCACUGGCAAUAUUGGCAAUAGUGCCAGCGUGUUUAUCACCAGUUGUAAAUACAUAAACUUGGUCCUGAAGCGGAGAACCAUCAUAAAUAUACUGGAUUUGCUCAAGAACAAGCCAUUUUUACCAGAGAACGCGAGAGAAAUGGAAAUUCACGCGAGAUACAACAAUCUAACUGAACAGAGUUUAGACAGAGAGACAGAUAGGAGGAUGCACAGACUUCCUCUGUCGUUCGCGCUGCUCACCAUCUCCGGCUACUGGAGACCAACAAAAUGGCCGGCCACUUCGCUUAAAUCUCGAUUGUACAACGUUUACUCGGUGUUGAUGAUCUUGCUACUGUACUUCUUCGCUUUUUGUAUCUGCGUAGACUCGUUCACUAGCAAGAGUCUGAAGAUCAUGUCCGACAAAUUCUCUCUGUGCGUCUCGGUGGUAGGCGUCUGUCUCAAAGUGGCCAAUCUCUUUCUUCGACGGGAGAAGAUCAUAAACGUGAUGAAUAUUCUGUUGAACGAGAAUUGUGUGGCGAGAGACGAUCAGGAGAAGCUGAUCCAACGAAAGAGCGACAACCAUGCCAGAAAACUAGCGAUAUACUGCGAGAUUCUGAACGAGUCCUCAGUGUUCUUCGCAACAGUGGGUCAGUAUAACAAGCUCAUAAGCAUAAGGGGGUUGCCGCUGUCGGACUGGAUGCCGUUCGAUUUAUCCUCUAUUGAACUGUACACGAUCUCCCUGGUGUAUCAAACGAUUGGCCUCUUUAUCUGUGCAAAUGCCAGCGUAGCCAACGAGACGUUGAUCGCAGGACUGAUGAUACAGAUCGGCGCGCAGUUCGAAAUAUUCUGUCAUCGAGUGAAAAAUCUCUCCUCUUUGGUGACGGCGACGAGAAGCAACAGCGUGUCUGACGAAGAGUUCAAGAUAAGAUGCAGGAGAAUUCUCGAGGACGUGGUCGAACAUCACCUCGAAAUUUACGAAUUCGCUGAAACGGUGAACAGCGUGUUCCAAUACAUGAUCUUCCUGCAGUUCUCCAUAAGUUCGGUGGUGUUGUGCCUGAGUAUUUACAAGCUCUCUACGAUAGACCCGUUCAGUAUGAACUUCGUUUGGAGCGGCUCCUAUUUGUGCUGUAUGCUCACGCAGGUGUAUUUAUACUGUUGGUUUGGGAACGAGAUGAUGUUGAAGAGCAAGAAAGUAAGCGAUGCUAUUUAUGAAAUGGACUGGAUGGCACUACCUGCUGACUUAAUGAAGGAUUUACUGCUGGUGUUAGUGAGAACUAAAAGACCUGUUAAAAUGACCAGUGGCCACGUUGUUGUUUUAUCCGUCGACUCUUUCACGACAAUCAUGAAACUAACGUACUCCUCGUACAAUCUCCUGUCGAAUUCUACGAGCAAAUAAGAAUCUUCACUGUCGCUCCGACUCAAUUUUUACUGUUCGAUGUCUUUUUAUAACUGUUGUGAGGAUAUUUGUGCAUCCUUUUAUAACUGUUGUGCGCUGUCGUACGCAUCACCACUUUAAUGUACUCGUAACUGAUCAUGACUGAGAA
Messenger RNA from Frieseomelitta varia, 3248 nucleotides. RefSeq lists its product as uncharacterized. Gene Ontology annotation, molecular function: olfactory receptor activity; odorant binding. Gene Ontology annotation, cellular component: plasma membrane. The record is from RefSeq and is a predicted model, not a curated record. The transcript has 11 exons. Lineage: Eukaryota; Metazoa; Arthropoda; Insecta; Hymenoptera; Apidae. Bases 395 to 3100 code for a protein of 901 amino acids. Gene Ontology annotation, biological process: sensory perception of smell; detection of chemical stimulus involved in sensory perception of smell.